Messenger RNA from Prorocentrum cordatum, 991 nucleotides. The record is from the annotation of a GenBank genome assembly. Lineage: Eukaryota; Dinophyceae; Prorocentrales; Prorocentraceae.
AGCACUCAGCAGCCCGUCCAGAGUGGGGCCUGGAGUAGGAGGCUGCGCGAGCCAUGCGCCUGCUGACCCACAACUUGCUGCAGUGCAACAAGAAGGGUGUCACCAAUGGCUUCCCUCUGAUCAUAAGACCGACGAAGAUCAAGUACGAGGAGAGAGCCCGUUCGACAAAGACUUCACCGUCGCCAUGAUACCAAAACUGGAGUAUUCCGCCCUCCUCAAAGCGCUGCAGUGGGUGCAGGAGUGCCCCGGCGUUGCGUCCGGGGACGCGCUGCCCCCGUCGAGCCUCCCGCAGCUGCCCGGCGAGCUGCCCGGCAAGCCCGAGGACGAGGAGGGCUUCCUGAGGCAGCUGCACACCGCGUUGUUCGACCUCCACCUCGUGGAGGGCCACCUCGUCUGCCCCGAGUCCGGUCGCGAGUUCCCCGUCAACGACGGCAUCCCAAACAUGCUCCUCAACGACGACGAGGUAUGAGUGAUCACUUGCUCCCCCUACUUCUGCCCCCUUAUCCCAUCGCUCUCAUCGGAUCCUCCCCCCUCUCGUUCCCUCCCUCCCUCUUCCUCGCGCUCUUUGGACGGCCGCGCCUACUUCCCGUCCUGGUGCGGCGCCAGAGAAGCCCGUGCUGACUAUCGCCGCCCUCACCCAUGUUCGUCCUCCGCCCGAAAAUCGCUCCGCGCGCGCCUCCGCGCGGCGGAUCGCUCCGCGCGCGACCGCCGCUGCAGCUGCUCCGGGAUCGCUGCUCGGCGGCCCCGCGCCACCAUGCUCGCACCGGCCGCCCACCUCGCAAGGGCGAGCUCGAGCCGGCUCGAGCCAAAAUGGCCACGGCAACCAGAAGAACAGUGAGAGGAGGGAGGGGGGAGGACCGGCGUCUCGGAGGCCACCGGGGGCUACCCGGCGGCCUGCCGUGGCUCGCGGCGACCUCGGCGUGGUGGGGGUUUGCUCGCCGCCUCGGUGUUGCCGCUGUGCGCCACCGCGGCCGCGCUGCGUGUCGGGCGC